AUGAUCGACGAAGCGAAUCACCCAUUUCAGUCAGCAGGAAGCAGAGCUCCUCCACCACCACCUCCAGAAGGGCCAAGACGCACAUUGACACCAGAAGAGACAGACCUCCUUCUGAUGCACGAAGCGAAUUGGAAAAUCUGGGAGGAAGCAAAAAAUCGACAAGACUCAAAGACUUUCAAGAAAGCAACUCAGAAAGGGAAGGUUUUCCAUCGUCAGCUCUCGAAAUUGAUGGGAUUCCAAUAUCUCAUGGAUCGCACGAAUCAAUGGAACCCAGCACUUUGGGAUUGGAACACUUUCGAGAAAAAAGCCAGGGGACGGAAAGACACCGCCUCCACUCCUUACCCUCGGAAGAACCAAGCCCAAUACCCGCAACAUGAUCAGGGAAGCCGGGAAAGCAGUGCGGAACUAGAGAAGACUGUCCUUCCUUUAGAUAGAGAGCUCAUAAAUCCUGUUUUUCAUCAUCUCAAAUUGUACCUUGAUCCCCUGUUUCAACAAGUUGAGAACUUAACACAUGAAAUACAAACCAUAAAGUCACUCGUUCACACUAAUGAAGUACCUAAGAAGUUGGAGGUAGUUGAUAAAACUCUCCAACAUCUUGUAAAAAACAUCAAUGAUCAGGUACGAACCUUGAAUCAGGUAGGAUCUGUUGUUAAGAAAUGUGGUGAUUACAUGAUAUUAGUCCAGAGUGACCUGGGAAAAUGGUCCAGGCAAGCUUUGGAAACAGUCGAUAAAGGUUUGAGUACGACACGAAACCAGAUAGUAGAAAGCAAUAAAAAUGGUCUCAUAGAACAAACUAAGUUGACUAACAGUAUACUUCAAUCAGUAAAAGACAUCACAUUAGCCAAAAACCCUGCAGGGGAAGCUAUACAGUCAAAAUCCAGCGAAGAUUAUUACAUGAAGAAAGCCUCAGAUCAGAUAUCAAAUCUACAAGGCGUGAUGAGACAACUGCAAGCCUCAAUGCUCCACCAUAAUGAAGAACUCACGUUGUUAAAAUCACAUAACGAUGAAAUAAUCAAGUUGUUGUCUGACUUCACGUUAGAUCGUUUGAAAAAUAAUGAGUCAAAAGAGAAGACAACGACGUUAGCCCCACCUGAAUUCAAACAUGAGAUUCCUCCCCACAUGGUGAACAGCAAAAGGGAAGCAUCUGUUAGAUCUAUUGAUCACAGAGCUCCUCCCGAACCUCUUGGUAUCCAGCAAAAGCAAAACUCAGACGCAGCCGAAAAUUUUGAUAUGAAAGUCUAUGACAAAGAAGAAGAAAUACAUACACCCUAUGACCAGAAAAUGAACAAAGGAAAGGGCCGUGACACUUCAACUAGAAUGGAAGUCACUCAGAAAAAGCGUUUAGAAGCCGCACAACCCAGUACCACAAGACAAGACGUCAUAGAUAAAGUCUUAGAACAGUGCACAGGGGAUCUAGACCACGCGGUGCGUAGCAGGAUGAGUGGAGAUGAAGAUUUCGUCAGCUUCACCACUACUUUCGAAGAAGUAGUGAAAAGGACAUCUAUUGGUAGACAAAGGCUGAUGAAUAAAAAUGCCCAAGACUGGAAGACGCAGGCCACCAGUGGCAGCAAUCAACAGUCUAAACCAGUAGUGGCGAAAACACCUGCUAUAAGAGUGCCAGGCAAAUGCGACACGUGCGGUAGCACAGAAGCAGGCCAUGAUUACAGAGCAUGCAGGCGUAAAAACAAAGUGAUCAACAACGUAGAAAUAGAUCCGCUUGAGGAAGACUCACUUACGGGAGAAGAAAUUGAAGUCUUGUUUGGAGACGAUCAUGACUCCUUCUACGACGAUGGAGAAUACCGUGCAGUGCAAGAAGAAUCGUUCACCAUUCUAGAUAUUUCUUGCCUAGAAACCACUCCUCAGAUAGCGCCGAAGUUUGUUGAGAGACGAACGGUUGACUUGCAUUUGGGGAGCCCAUUUAUGACAACUAUGUGUAACGGUUGGAAGCUAAGUAUACUAAUAGACACGGGAGCAUGUAGUUCGCUAAUAUCCCCGAGGAUCCUAGACAUAGUCUGGAAAACAUGGAAAGAAGAUAUGCGACCACAUCAAAAUCAAAGGUACCUCAGUGCCUCAGGCAAUUUAACAGCGAUAGGAGAAAUAACUAUUCCUAUUACCUUCUUACAUGCAAUGCCCCAACAAUCGAGGUCAUCAUAG
Molecule: messenger RNA, 2154 nt
Organism: Melampsora larici-populina 98AG31
Lineage: Eukaryota; Fungi; Basidiomycota; Pucciniomycetes; Pucciniales; Melampsoraceae
Exons: 4
Coding region: 1-2154 (717 amino acids)
Source: RefSeq, a predicted model, not a curated record